AUGUGGUACUUGGAGAUGUUGAGCUGGCUCCUUCCUCCCAUGUCCCUGCACACACACAGGGGCGGGUGGUGCGGGCGGGAGCGGGAGGCAGGGCUGAGCCCCGGCGGUGGCGGGGCUUCCCCCACUCCCUGCCUGCCCGCCACCGUGCCCGAGCCGCUUCUGUUGCUGGGCUGCUGCCUGCGGCCGCAGGACCCGGCCGAGCCAGGCCGAGGGGAGCGGGGGCGGCUGCUAGCGGCAGCCGAGAUGAUGGCGGAGGGCGACGGCGGACCGGCGCGGAGGAAGGCGCUGUCGCUGCUGGAGGCAGCCCGCUCCCGCUACGAGAGCUUGCAGAUCUCUGACGAUGUCUUCGGGGAGUCGGGACAGGACAGCAGUGGCAACCCCUUCUACAGCACCUCCCCUGACUCCCGCUCCGCCGCCUCUUCCCAGGACGAGGAGGACGACGAGGAGGAUGAGGGGCGCCCGGAGGGGCCAGGGCCGCGGGGCCGGCUGGCUCGGCGCCGCACCCUUAGGGCGGCGGCCACUCCGGCGGAGCGGCGGCGGCAGCGGCAGAUCGGCGGAGGCAGCGCUGUCCCAGGCGGCCCCGGCCCAAUGGAGGAGGAGGAGGAGGAAGGGGAGAAGGGGGGCUGGACCCGGUCGCUGCGAGACGUCCCACCCCCUCAUUUCAAGGAUGGCAGCGGUCCGACACGGAAAAUGCCGCUGACCGCAAGUGCCAUGGACUUUUUUCAACUCUUUGUCCCUGACAAUGUGCUAAAGAAUAUGGUGGUCCAAACCAACAUGUAUGCCAAGAAGUACCAGGAGAGGUUCGGCAGUGAUGAUGCCUGGAUCGACGUCACUUUGUCCGAAAUGAAGGCCUUUUUGGGCUACAUGAUAUCAACCAGCAUCCACCACUGUGAGUCUGUUCUCAGCAUCUGGAGCAGCGGCUUCUAUAGCAACAAGAGCAUUGCACUCAUCAUGACACAGUCACGGUUUGAGAAGAUCUUGAAGUACUUCCACGUUGUGGCCUUCCGCUCAAGCCAGACAACACACGGCCUCUACAAAAUCCAGCCUUUUCUGGACUCCCUGCAGAAUGGCUUUGACUCUGCUUUCAGACCUUCACAAGCCCAGGUGCUACAUGAGCCCCUGAUUGAUGAGGAUCCUGUUUUCAUUGCCACGUGCACAGAGAGGGAGCUGCGCAAGAGGAAAAAGAGGAAAUUCAGUCUCUGGGUUCGGCAGUGCUCAUCCACUGGUUUCAUCUGCCAGAUUUAUGUCCAUCUGAAAGAAGGAAGUGGUGCUGAUGGUCUGGAUGCUUUGAAGAACAAACCACAGCUUCACAGUAUGGUGGCCAAAAGCCUUUGUCAGAAUGCUUCUGGGAAGAACUACAUCAUCUUCACUGGCCCAAGCAUUACCAGCCUGAAUCUCUUUGAAGAAUUUGAGAAGCAAGAGAUUUACUGCUGCGGGCUGCUAAGCACCAGGAAGAGUGACUGCACAGGCCUACCUCCAUCCAUGCUGAACAACCCUGAAACUCCCCAGUCCAGAGGACAGUACAGAAUAAGAAUGAAAGGAAACAUGUCCUUGAUCUGCUGGUACAAUAAAGGGCACUUUCGUUUUCUGACAAAUGCCUAUUCACCAGUUCAACAAGGAGUCAUAAUUAAGAGGAAAAGUGGAGAAAUCCCAUGCCCGUUGGCAGUUGAAGCCUUUGCUGCUCACCUUAGCUAUAUCUGCAAAUACGACGACAAGUACAGCAAGUACUUCAUUUCUCACAAACCAAACAAGACCUGGCAGCAAGUAUUCUGGUUUGCCAUCAGCAUCGCUAUAAACAAUGCCUACAUCCUCUACAAAAUGUCUGAGGCUUACCACGUCACAAGGUAUAGCCGCGCACAGUUCGGCGAAAGACUCGUAAAGGAGCUCCUGGGCUUGGAGGACACCUCAUCCUCCCAUUGAUGCAUUGUUCCUGGGGGUACAGGCAGGGGAUGGAGGGUAAGCAGAAGAAGAUACCACACCUGAAACAGCAAAGCAAAGAACUUGUGAUGCCACAGGGCUGUCCUUAUCCAAAAACGCCAAGUGAUGCCACUAGAGAGGUCAAAACUUUGUUCCUAGAAGCAGCCGGAUGUAAACAGGUCCUGCAGAAAGUGCCACUGAAAGGCUAACACACAACUGCAUAUGCGAAUGCCCUGUGGGACUCUGUACAC
Pogoniulus pusillus (Red-fronted tinkerbird) is the source of this 2168-nucleotide messenger RNA. It is a transcript of the gene PGBD5, whose product is annotated as piggyBac transposable element derived 5. Gene Ontology annotation, biological process: non-replicative DNA transposition. Lineage: Eukaryota; Metazoa; Chordata; Aves; Piciformes; Lybiidae. The transcript has 7 exons. The record is from RefSeq and is a predicted model, not a curated record. Gene Ontology annotation, molecular function: transposase activity. Bases 1 to 1920 code for a protein of 639 amino acids.